AUGCAUAAUGAGCCCGCCCUACAGACGCCCAGGGAGAAGCCACUCCCGACGACCGCCAACGGCACUGGUGCCAUACCAACACCGGAAAACACAAACCGAACGCCGCUGCAUGAGGCGGCUUCCACCGGGGACGAGGCGAAGGUGGAAACCCUCCUGGCCGCUGGUGCCGAUCGGAACGCCAAGGAGUCGGUACACGGUAAUACGCCCCUUCACGAGGCUUCCUGGAAGGGAUACAGCCGCUGCGUGAAGCUGCUCUGCGCCCUGCCGAAACCGGCCAAGCCUGGCGUCGGUGGCGCUUCCGGUGCCAAAGGACUCGAGCUGCUAAAGGAUGCUGCGCCAUCGUCGUCGACGAAGAUCAAGCACGCGGCGCUGCACGACACGAAGGGGGCACUGCACAGCGCGCUGCUCGGCACUCGGAACUUCGGUGGGUUCUCCGCGCUCCAUCUGGCCGCCCAGAAUGGCCACAACCAGAGCUGCCGGGAGAUUCUGCUGGCCGGCGGCGAUCCCGACGUGCAGAACAACUACGGCGACAGUCCGCUGCACACCGCGUGCCGUUACGGGCACGCCGGGGCCAUCCGGAUCCUGCUCUCCGCCAAGUGUGACUUCGAGCGGAUCAACCUGAACGGGGACACGGCGCUGCACAUCGCGUGCGCCAUGGGCCGCCGCAAGCUGACGCGCAUCCUGCUCGAGUCGGGCUGUCGGCAGGACACGAAGAACGCUCAGGACGAAACGGCGCGGGACAUUGCGCAGCGCAAGAAUCUGGUCGAAAUCAUCAACAUCCUCAACUCACCUCCACCGCCACCGGCACCGGCACCCGCUGCACCAAACACCGAUCUGUCCCCGCGGAGAUCGCGCGAACGAUCGAGCAGCAGUUCGCACCGGAAGGCGCCGGAUUGUCCCGACGGGCGGUCGUCGCGCCCCAGCAAGCCGGCGCCGGGCGGCACGGGCGAGGAAGGACCAGCGCACCGUAAAUCGGGCCGCCGUCGGAGCAACUCAAACGAUGACGCGAAGGGUGGCGGGGCGGGGGCCGAGGUCGACCCGAAGCACUGGUCCCCGUACGGGUGCCACUACUUUCCCGAUCCGCGCAACUUUCCCUCGCCGAAGUUGGAGACCCUGCCGAAGGAACCGCUCGGGAAUGGCGAGCAGUACUUCCUCGAUCUGGCCGGCAACAUCCGGAAGGGGCCGGUCGGCGUCGGGAACACGUGCUACUGUGCGCCGUUCUUCAAGCACCUGGAGGCGCGCAUGAACCAGAACCGGCGCAGCAUCCGGAAGUACGUGCACCGGGCGACGGAGAAGCUGGACAGCCGGAUGACGGCGCUGGCGAUGCGGACCGACGACCAGAUCGAGGAGCUGACCAAGUCGAUGAUCGCGAGCCGGGUGCAGUGCGAGAACAAGCGGCUGCACCUGGAGCAGUGGCUGAAGCGGGGCAUAGCCGAACGAUCGACGACCACCACUUCCGGUGGCGGCGGCGGCGGCGGCGGUGGCGGAGGGCAUCCGUUGCAGCACACCAACAGCAAGACCAAAAAGGACGAAGCCAACACCAACACGCUGACGCGCUGCCGGAGCCUCGAGCUGCUGGACGAUCACGAGGAUACUCACCACCAUACUCUGCAGGCGCAGCAGUCCACCCCGGUCACUGGGGCCGUCAGCACCCACCCCACCAAGCAGUUGUUCAGCUCCCGGUCGAUCGAUUUCCUCGAUGCCACGGGCUCGACGAUCGACGAAGAGGCUCACCUGCGGCUGCUCCAGUACGGAUCGGCUACCGGCCACCAGUCGGAUGCGUUCGGUGGCAGUUCUCAGCACUCCAACAUGAAGAAUCACUCGGAUGCGGCCUCCGAAACACCGCCUCUGCCACCGCUGGGCCGUCGGAACCGCUCCUCGUCCAUCUGCUACUCCUCCGACAAGGACAACGAUCGGGAGAAACCGCCACAGCCACUGCCACAGCCGACCACAUCCGGGCAGCAGGGCAAGAGCGAAAAGGCCAAGGUCACCGAGCGGCUCGAGGAGCUGCUGAGCAAAACGAAGCGCAUCCUCGAACUGGAGAAGCUCACCAAAGCCACGGGCCCCGGAUCGCCACCGGUGGCCAGCGCCCGCUCGGACAAUCGCUACAUCCUGGCGCUGGACAAACUGCGUGACAUCCACCACUACGAGCCACCGCUGGCCGGGACGCUGGCUGGCGGCCGAGGACACUCACCGGGGGCCGCCGGGUACGACAUUGCGCAGGAGAUGGAGAAGAUCACCAAAUCGUUGCUUCCGGCGACGGCACUGGACGCGGCGACGGCUCCCGUUUCGCCCGAGAUCGCCAAGGACAUUACGACGCGCAAGGAGCGUCCGACGGCCGUGUACGGGCUCGCGCUGGCGUACGGCCAACCGAAGCCCAGGGGCUCCCCGGUGUGUGCCACCUCGCAACCCGGCUCGCAACCGUUCGUGAUCGACGAAGAGGAGAGCCACCUGGGGAGGACCAACUUCGGUCACGGCGAGUCGUCGGGCGGAGGAGUGGUGGUCAAUGGGUUCUACUCCAACAGCUGCUUCGCCGACGAAACGCUGCCCAGUUCCUCCUGCAACACGACGAUCAAGCGGAACCCCGGAACGGAUCCGGAGGAGGAAGACAGCCCGGACGCGGGGGAGGAGGAGGAGGAGCAGGAUUCGGAUCGCGGUGACGACAGUGACGACGAUCCGCGGGACUCGGAGUCGGAUCGGGCCGACCUGUCGGCGAUGGCGAACCUGGCCGAGCUGAAGGAACUCAAGAGCCGCAUCCUGAACGGGACGAACUGGCGCAGCCAGGUGCUGCAGAAGAGCGUCCAGGAGCUGCUGCUGCGCGAGGGCCACGAAGACCGGACGCGGGAUGAACCGGCGAUGGGUGGCGAUCAGGUGUCUGGUGAUGAUCCGACGACGGACACGAACCGGGUGAGGUACAUCAUUUCGAAGCUCCAGCAAAGCGUAGCCGGUGGCCACUCGAACGCGCCACCGUUGGCGCAGUGCGAGGACUUCUCGGAUAGCAGCGAGGACGAGGACGAAGACGAACACGGUAACGGUGAAGAGGACGAUGACGAGGACUGUGUCGAUGGUCCGCUGCCGGUUGGCAGACAUCCCUCCGACGGGGCACCACUUCCAAUCGUGGAGAUCGGGAUCGGAACGGCCAAAAGUUUGAUCCAAAUGUACGAGCAAUCGUCAUCGUCGUCCAUCGGGACGGGACCACCCUCCAAAGCACUGCCAACCAUCCAGGGUAUCCCGAAGGAUGCGUACUUUCACGAUCUCCCCCGGAAACCGGUGCUAGGGGCCAGCGAUCGGGACGGGGACAUUCCACCGCCGAUGGCACUGGCAUCCCGCAGCCGCAACCCGUUGCCGUCCUAUCUGCUGCAGGAGGCCGAACUCUUCCAGCAGCAGCAGCAGCAACCGGGAACUUACCGAGCGACCAGCAUGCUGAACGGUAACGAAGGGUUCCUGCACCAUCCGGCGCCGCCGGCACCGUCCCAACGGCACAACCACCAUCACCACCAUCAUCAUCCGCAUCAGAGCUACCCCCCGGUGGCCGCGCAAUCACCACCGGAAUCGGAACGAUUGCUCUCGACCCGGAAGUACAUCAAUCCGGCGGCCACGCACCAUCAGCAACGGUCUCUCUCCAGCACCGCCACUCCGUCGCCCGAGUUUCCGCUCCAUCACCAGCAGCCGCAGCAGGCGCAACCGCAACACUCGGCGCUGGGCACGGCCACGGGCGUGGGCACCGUCAUCGCGGGCCAUUCGCACGCCAUGAUGACGAUGAUGGCGGCGGCAGCGGCCGCCGCCGCUUCUCGCAGCAAAUCGGCCGACAACCUGUCCAACGAUGACUCGGGCUACGUCAGCGGAAAGGUGAGCGAGAUCCACGUUCCGAGCGGUGGCGCCAGCCCUCUGCUGUCACUCCCGGCCGGGCUGGCCAAUGGUGCGGCGGGCGGCAACGUGCUGAUCAUUCCACCGCCCGCCUCAGCCUCGCCGCGUCACUUCCUGCCAUCGUAUCCGCACCACCAUCACCACCAUCAUCACCUGGGGGGCAUGGCGGGUAAUGGCGGUGGCAGCGUCGUGACGUCCAUCGUCCCCCCGCCGGCACCGCUGGGGAGUGGGCCACCCGCCCCGAUGACGUCGGCCGCCGCACACGCUGCCGUCGAGCAGAAGCAACAGUCGCUCUACAAACUCGGUGCUUCGAGUUUGGUUUAA
Molecule: messenger RNA, 4191 nt
Organism: Anopheles bellator
Lineage: Eukaryota; Metazoa; Arthropoda; Insecta; Diptera; Culicidae
Gene: dgo
Exons: 5
Coding region: 1-4191 (1396 amino acids)
Molecular function (GO): protein binding
Source: RefSeq, a predicted model, not a curated record